Hemiscyllium ocellatum (epaulette shark) is the source of this 5454-nucleotide messenger RNA. RefSeq names its product zinc finger and BTB domain-containing protein 11-like. Gene Ontology annotation, biological process: regulation of transcription by RNA polymerase II. Gene Ontology annotation, molecular function: DNA-binding transcription factor activity, RNA polymerase II-specific; protein binding; RNA polymerase II cis-regulatory region sequence-specific DNA binding. The coding region runs from base 121 to 2376 and encodes 751 amino acids. Gene Ontology annotation, cellular component: nucleus. The transcript has 10 exons. The record is from RefSeq and is a predicted model, not a curated record. Lineage: Eukaryota; Metazoa; Chordata; Chondrichthyes; Orectolobiformes; Hemiscylliidae.
UGCAGGUCAUAGAUCCGGGUCCCGGUUGACCCCGGAACGAAAUGCCGCGCAGUCAGGCGGUGGUCGUCGUGGAAACCCCCCCUCCCGCUCCCGGUAACCGGGCGAUUGCUGCUGAGGGCGAUGACGAGCGCCGAGAAUUACCGGGCCAUCGUGCGCUACCUGACCGACAAGAAGCAGCCGUACGCGCCGGGUACCACCGAGCACAGCAAGCGGGCCAUCCGCAAGGCGGCGGCCUGCUAUGUUUUCCGGGACGGGCUGCUGUUCUACCAGCGGCGGCGGAGGGACAGCGGGCGCCUGGACGAGCUGGAGGUGGUGGUGGACGAGCUCAGGCAGCGGGACAUCUUCUGGCGCUGCCACAUCAGCCGCAGCGGCCGCCACUACUCGAGGGAGAUCACCGGCUUCAAUGUCAGCAGCGGCUACUGGUGGAGAGGAAUUUUAAGCCAGAUAUCUGAGUUUGUCAAACAGUGCGAAGUGUGCAGGUCAGGUGCUGACAAAAUCCACCAUUUGUCAGAAGACCAGCUAGUGGACUCAGAAAUUGGCCUAGAGGCUGCCAGAGGGGGAAAAACGACAGCAGCAGCUCCUUGCCAGAAUAACCUGGAAGACAAUAUGAGAGUACAACACGUUCGGGGAAAUGAAAAACGUUUUACAGACAUACACUCGAACCAGGCUGAACUUCAGAGGAUUGUAAAACAGACGUCCACCGGACACAGUCAAGUUGUGCUAGAUCAGCUGAAUGAGCAGCGGAAUCUAAAUAAGUUUUGUGACAUUGCUCUGCUUAUCGAGGGGGAGGAGUAUCGGGCACACAAGUCUGUGCUGGCUGCCAACAGCAAGUACUUUCAGGACCUCUUCACUGAGAAAGGAGCCACCUCCAGUCAGGAAGCAGUAGUGGAGCUGGCAGGCUUUUCGAAAACAAGUUUUUUACCUUUGUUGGAUUUCUGUUACACAUCCUGCUUGAUAAUUGAAAUGCUUCACCUGGAUGACAUCAUUAGUGUUGCUGAGCACCUCAAGAUGGAGGAAGUUAUCAAUCUGUGUAAACAGAUUCAGCUGGAAAUGGAAAUUAAGAAAGAGAGCUAUGAUGGCAGAUCAUGUAAUUCAGCCAGCAAAGCCCCUGCCUGUACACCGAAGCAAAUAAACUUGUUGACCUGUAAUGCUGCAAAUAAAGUGACCUGUUCUAAAAGAGAAUCUGCUCUCAUGUCUCAACUCUUUGAAUCUCCUAUCAAAGAAGGUGAUAAAUGCAACAAAGCUGGAGGUAAUCAAUCUCACAGAGUUGAUGAAAGAGGAAGCAUUGUCAACAAAGAUCAGGAAAGAUAUAUCUGGAGAGGUUCAGACAAUGGAAAUGCUUUGCAAGCAUUUGACAGAGAAGUAGAUUGUGUGGCAAUGAGUGAUGAGGAAAAUGUAGAAAACCAGUGUGACCACAAAGCUUCAAAUCCCGAAGUUGAAGUAACACUUGGAGUGGACUGUGUCACAGCCAACGAGAGUAGCUUCAUUACCGACAGCCUAAAAAGAUCAGGAAUGUUCAAAUGUGUAAAGCAAAAGGCUCAUCAAAGGCGGUUGAAGCGAUGGAAGCAUUUAGCAUUCAAGUCACUCACCAAAAUGAAGGAUGAAAACAUUGCCAGUUUUGCCUGUACUGAGUGUGGUGAAUCAUUUCAUUCAGCAUGGAAUCUACAGAAGCAUGUGGAAAUGCAUGGAAAAACAAAGGAAUUCAAAUGUGCAGUCUGUGGUAAGGAGUUUUCUUAUACAUCUUCAUUGAAGACUCAUUUGAAGAGACAUGUCCCUGAUCGACGUAGGUCCAGCUCUGGUACAGUGAAGCAUAAGCAACAGAAACUUAUAUGUACCAUAUGUGGAAAACUGAGUCACAGCCUUUAUGAACUGGAGAUGCAUGAGUUGAAGCAUGCUGGGGCCAAACCUCACAAAUGCAUGAUCUGUGGGAAGUCUUUUGCUUAUAUCCACAUCUUGAAGCUCCACAUGAAAUAUCAUCAAGAUGCAGAGGACUACCAUUGUGAAUUCUGUGGGAAAGAAUAUUUCAAUGCCAGUUCAUUGUGGUACCACAAACUUGCUCACUCAGGUGAACUGCAGUAUCCCUGUGUUCUGUGUGGAAAGAGAUUUAAAACCCCUUCAAGUUGUAAUCGCCAUAAGAAAAAGCAUAAUCUCUCAGAAGAGAAGAUCCUCUAUAAUCAGUGUGAUGCAUGUGGCAAGGUGUUUUGUGACUGCAAGCAAACAAGAAGCGCAUUUUGUGAAGCCAUCCCACAGAUCAGCCGAACUGUGGAGCAUGAUUGUGAGCAUUGUAACAAGGUAUUCAACCAGAUUGAGGACUACUGUAAGCACAUGACUCAACACACAGGCCAAAAACCUUUCCAGUGCUUGACCUGUGGCUAAUCUUGGGCUGACCCUCACUCACUACAACAUCACAUUCGUGAGCACAUUGGGGAAAAGCCUUACAUCUGUUCCAUCUGUCUGGAUCCUCACAUUGAUGCUCAGAGUUUACGGCUACACGUGAAAAAGCUCCAUGGAAAUAAGCGUGUUACACUUAAAAGAGAACUGCUGCCUCUACACAAAUACUCAAACACACUUGACCCAUGCCAUGUUUGUCUCACCAAGGAUAGAUAGGAAGCUGAAGGACAAUGAUUCUAUGAAUGAGAUAAAGCGACAUGAUGGAGGCACUUCAGGAGAAUGGCAAUUAUUUCCAACUAUUUCUAGUGAACACUCCAGAAAUGUUCCCAACCUAUCUAAUCGAAUUUUCUAACAUUUGUGAAUGAACCAAGUUCUGCCUGUUUUCAAUGCCUGGACUUCUCCAUUCUAAUUGUCUACAUGAUCAUUUGAAUGUGUUUUGCUUGAUGUUUUAACAUCUUUAGAGUGGGCCCGAUGGAAAACAAACUUUUUCUGUGAAAUAGAUUUUUUUUAACAUGUUUUAUGUGUAAAAAUUCAAUUAAGUAUUAUGAAACAGAACACGUUAAGACAGUAUAAAAUAGUUGGAAACCUCAGAAAUGUAAUUGCUUCACUCUUCCUCUAAAUAUCAAAAAUAGAGCUCCAUUAUUAAUUUAGACAAUGCCAAAACAAAGGAUGUGCGGUUGUCAAGUGAGUUGCAACUUUUGAAGUACAAUAGAGAAGGAAAAUUGCAAAUUUUUAUUUAUAUGUUUUACCCUCGUUCGCAUACACUUAUUUGUUAACCUCCUAAUUUAUGAUUGACUCUCAGGCAUUUCAAAUAGUACUCAGUCUGUUCAUGCAUUUGUUAAAUAGGAAACAAAUGUUUUGACUUGACAUUGAGGUGGACACAGCUUGCUUGGUGAUUUAUAUCAGCAGGCUUUGUUUUGUUGCCACGAGCAGGUGGAACCAGUUUGUUUUUGGUGAACAGAUUGGGCUAUUUUAAUGCACUAAUUGAAGUGGAUGCUGCAAAGCCUAGUAAAACGUAUCCUGGAGCAAUCAGAAGCUGUGUUUUGAUAAUAUCGUUGUUUGGGCUAAUGGCUGCAGUUAUAAAGGAAUACAGGUCUGGUACACUGCCAGAGAUUCUGCAAGCACUCCAAAGGAAAUACAUACCUCGUCAAUUUGAUUGAGGUUCAUUGUUAUUUUAUUUCAUGUGAAGAGGCUUUUUUUAAACUAUAAUUUUUCUGAUUGUAUUCUCCUCUGUACUUGUCAGACAUUUGGCAUGUAAGUUUUCAUGGUUAUUUCUGAAAGGCUGGAUAGUUGUAUACACAUUUUUAAUUGCUGUUGCAUCUUUUAGAUUGCAAUUGUGAAAAUGUUGAAUUAAAGUGCAGCUAAAAUGAUAAUGUAUCUGUGAUAGACAAUUUUUAAAAACCUGUUCAGGCAUGUUAUGACACAUGUCUGCUGGAGCAGAUGACACUUGAAUGCAGGCCUUUUGGUACAGAGGUAGGGGCACUACCACUGCACCAUUAUUUGUUACAUUUUAUAAUACUUUUCAGGAACUUAUCAUUUAUAUUCUAAAGUAGUUGUAAGCUCUGAUCUUUGUGUUUACCAUAUGAACUGCUACUGAAUUAUGUUGGCAAAUCUAGAAACAGACAUCAACAGGCCUAAUUAGUCUGACUAAAUUUAUCCUCUUAUCUACUAUCUGUGUCCGACAGAUGGUAGAACUGCACUCGUGUGAUGAGCACUUGGCAUUACCAAGGUGUGCUGUGUUCUUGUUCACUGCUUUAUGAAAUCUGUACCACUUCAUUGAUUUCUGUAAAAUCGAGUAUUGGUAAAUGAGACCAUCUCUGAUCAAGCACAUCACACACUAAAAAUGAGAACAGCAGGAAUGUGUACAGUAAUGCAGGGGUACAGAGCAAGUGCUUCUGUCAACUGUCAACAAGUUGUGUUGAAAUUCUGCCCUACAUGGCUAAGUGGAAUGUUAUUCUUUUGCCUUUGUCUUUCCAAAUUUUCAUUGUUCUAUUCUUCUUUGUCCCCUUUGACUGCACAGAACAUUAAGCAUGUCUUGUACCAACUUAAAUCCAUUAAUUAUUUUCAAUUAGUGGUUACAUUUUGUGAUUUUUAACUUUACUCCCAGUUAUUAAAAGAUGAAAGCGCAUUUUCUAAUCAUUUAUUAGCCCUGCAAUAUAAAGUGAGUUGACACAAUUAACUUAUUUAUGUAAGCUUUAAGCUAGUGUCUUUCUAGUUAUUUACAUGGUUAAUUCAGGGUAGAUGGUCAAAUUUUAUCUGGACUGGAAGAUUUCUGCCCGAAUCGUUGACUUUUCCACCUCCUGAUGCAGCCUGGCUUGCUGUGUUCUUCCAGCCUCCCUUUUGGCUAAUUUGGUUUCCAGCAUUUUCAGUCUUUUUUUUGUCUUUUGUUAAAUUGCAAUGCAACUUUUAAUGAUUUGAGAUUGUACUUCUCAACCUCUUUGCUUCCAUUUAGUCUCCUAUUUUACAAGGAACAUGUGAUUAUCCUAUUCCUACUACUAAAGUGGCCCGCCUCUCACUUUCCUACAAGUUCAUCUGCCAUUUAAUUACUUGUUCUGCAAAUUUAUUGUCACAUCUUCUAUAUGUUGUUUGGCAACCUUCCUCCGUAUUGCACUGUCAAAUUUGGCAUCAUCCACAGAUUUUGAAACUGUCCAAAUUAGGUAUGCAAUUGGUGAACAGCACUGAAUCCAUCAUGCAUCUUGUGGAAUAUACUUCCCACCAACCUUAGUAUCUGUCUCAAUAACUUCAACUUGAUUUUCAGUAGUCACCUGGUUAUCUGUUCUACUCCUAGCCCUCUAACACCAAUGUUCAAAUCUUAGAUUACCUUAUCAAAGAAGUGGUGACCCCAUGUGUAACUUUGAAACAGCAUAAUCUUACAAAUGAGCCAAGAACCCAAUUUUUUGGGGCUGUAAGUGGACUCAUGAAUAAUUAUCAGUUUGUGUGAAUCUCUUUUUAUUGGUAAUAGAGGCCAGGACAGUCAUAAACAUAAAGUUUGGUAUUCUUGUACUGAUGUUUUUACAACGAUAUGUAUUUUGAAAUAUUUUAUUCCAACCUAAACUGUAUGAU